AUGCCCCUGGUACAGCCAGCUCCUCAGGCCGUACCCCUCUGCCCUCAGGAAACUCCUCUUCGCCAUUUGAUCCUCAAGCUCUUGUUCCGUACAGAUGGCGAUUUCCCGAAGACAGAGGCCCAGAGCGGAGCUCCGUUGAAUCCCCACGAGCACUUGGCAAACAUCCUUUCAUCUAAGGAUUUGGAUGAAAAAAUCCAGGGUGUCCUCCAAGACCUUGGUCUCGGUGCCGCGAGCAGAGCGUUAGGAGAUGUUGUGAUGCUCGACAAUCUCCUCACGAUCGAAAUUCUCUUUACUGCUCCAACGGUAUCAGACAAGGUAUCUGUCGACAGCAAGAAGCUUCCCUUCAAAGAUGUUGUUGAGAAGAUCAAAAACCUGAAAGACGAACACGAGGUCUUCGUCAAGAAUUCAAAUCUUGUGUCCGUGAAUGUUGCUCCUUGCAAUCACUCUGUCUGCUUUGAUUGUAUCCGCAACAGGGCCAAGCUCCGAUUAGCUCAAGCACGUGAUUGCAUGUACAAGACUUUUGGCCUCGUGAAGGAGCUCGAGCAAGCGAUGGAGAAGGAGAGCAAGACGGAGCUGUCAUACCAGAGCAGCUUGCAGGAGUACGCGAACAUAGAGAAGCAGUUCUAUGCUGCACGCCGCAAGCUCCAGGCACUCGACCCUUCCAAGACUCCGGAGAAGCAGUACAAGGCUGCAGUGAAAGUGCUCACUGGAUCGGAGGAAGGAGACUUCAAGGACGGUUGCGAAUAUAAUGGAGGCCUUUUUCUCUCAAAGAAAACAGCAGCGACCAAAGCUGCUAAGCUGGAAGCUGCCUUGCAGAAUCUUUCCAUCAUUGUUCACGAGAAGCGUGCGGCCUUGGCUGUUGCAACAGCUCACGAGAUUGUCUUCGGGCAAGCACACGAGAAGGCAACCUCUUUAGCAGGCCCCAACUGCCCCUCGAUCUACCCCCGCCAGUUCACCUGCACACACUCUUGCGGGUUCAUGGGGACGCAGGAGGUGGUCCAAUACCACGAGAAAGCCUGCGGGACGAGCUACCAGUGCUCCGUAUGCGGUGCUCGCGGAUCGUUUCUUCAGGCGCAGAUGUGCGAGCAGCAGCAUAGCAUGAUGAUGGCAAGUGUUCCAGCCGCUAUCCCUGUUAGCCUUUUGUCAGCUCCCGUCAACUAUGGCAGCAUGUUAUGA
Guillardia theta CCMP2712 is the source of this 1176-nucleotide messenger RNA. RefSeq lists its product as hypothetical. The record is from RefSeq and is a predicted model, not a curated record. NCBI's taxonomy places the organism in Eukaryota, Cryptophyceae, Pyrenomonadales, Geminigeraceae. The transcript is spliced from 5 exons. Bases 1 to 1176 code for a protein of 391 amino acids.